Erpetoichthys calabaricus (reedfish) is the source of this 2087-nucleotide messenger RNA. Its product is annotated as cytochrome P450 2B19-like. Gene Ontology annotation, molecular function: heme binding; iron ion binding; oxidoreductase activity, acting on paired donors, with incorporation or reduction of molecular oxygen, reduced flavin or flavoprotein as one donor, and incorporation of one atom of oxygen. The record is from RefSeq and is a predicted model, not a curated record. Bases 307 to 1785 code for a protein of 492 amino acids. The transcript is spliced from 9 exons. Gene Ontology annotation, biological process: xenobiotic metabolic process. Gene Ontology annotation, cellular component: cytoplasm; intracellular membrane-bounded organelle. Lineage: Eukaryota; Metazoa; Chordata; Cladistia; Polypteriformes; Polypteridae.
UUCGAUCUCCAGUGCUUCGAAAGCUCGAGUCGAAAGUGUCGAAACCUGAGUAUCGAGCGGCCCACUGAAUACACAGACCGCAAAACUACCGAGUCCACUGAUUCGACAGCAGGAGCUAAAAGCAAUUGAAAUCGACACGAGAGGCGUAUAAUAUAGGCGUGAGAACACCGGCAAAAUCAGAGAAGUGGCUCCAGAAGGGGGCGGCAAUUUACAGGUCUCAUAGAGUCUGAAGCGCUCGGAUCUGUCAGAGUCCUAAAAUUGUCCUGACAGCAGCUGGAAACUUUUCUGUCAUUCUCUGGGUCAAUCAUGGAUAUUGUGAACACGCUAAUACUUACUGCGACCGUCCUGGGUCUACUCUUCAUAUUGUUCCGGAGAGACUCGGCUUGUCGUGGCAAGAUGCCACCUGGUCCGAUUCCGCUACCUCUGAUCGGUAACCUGUUGCAGCUGAACGGCAGUGCUCCUUACGAGAGUCUCCUAAAGCUAAGCGAGAUGUACGGACCCGUGAUGACGGUGCACCUGGGCGGGCUGCGGGUCGUGGUUCUGGUCGGCUACGAGACUGUGCAAGAAGCGCUGAUGCAACACGCUGGCGCGUUCGCCGGUAGACCGAAACUGCCGCUGUUUAAUGCGGUAUCCAACGGAUUGGGGUUGGUCAACUCCAAUGGAGACGGCUGGAGAGAAGUACGCAAGUUUUCACUUACUACUCUGCGGGAUUUUGGUAUGGGAAAGUGCAGCAUUGAAGAAUAUAUAAAAGAAGAGGCUCAACACCUGGUGGAAAAUCUGCGAAAAACUAAAGGUUCACCCUGCGAUCCCACCGUUUUUCUGACUCCAGCUGUGUCAAAUGUUAUCUGCUCCAUCAUGUUUGGAAAACGCUUUGAAUACAAUGAUGCAGAUUUUGCUCACUUACUGGAUAUCGUUAACCAAUUUACAUAUCUGUUCAGCCGCACUUUUGUGCAGAUGUACAACAUUUUUCCAAAACUCAUCAGUUUUGUGCCUGGACCCCUCAAGACUACUUUGGACCUACGUGCUGAAUUUAUGCAAUUCCUUGCUAAAGUUGUUGAGGAACACAGAGAGACACUGUGUGCUGACAGCCCUCGAGAUUAUAUUGACAUGUUCCUCAUCAAAAUGAAGCAGGAAAUUAAUAAUCCUGAGACACCGUUUCACUACUCUAACCUGUUGCAGUCCCUUUUGGAUCUCUUUCUGGCUGCUACAGAGACCACCAGCACCACACUGCAAUUUGCAUUGCUGAUUUUAAUUAAAUAUCCACACAUCCAAGAGAAAGUUCAAAAAGAGAUUGACGAGGUAAUUGGCCAUCAGCGUUCACCUACCAUGGUGGACAGAAGGAAGAUGCCUUAUACGUGUGCAGUUAUGCAUGAAAUCCAGCGGUUGGGUGAUCUGGUCCCAAUGUGUGUCCCACAUGCGACCACUGAAGACACCCACUUCAGAGGCUAUGUGAUCCCAGAGGGUACCAUGGUGAUGCCAUUGCUGCACUCAGUCCUGCAUGACAAGAGACAUUUUAAAUCACCUUAUUCCUUUGAUCCUGGACACUUUCUGGAUGAUAAUGGAUGCUUUAAAAUUAAUCCUGCUUUCCUUCCAUUUUCCACAGGAAAGCGAGUCUGUUUGGGUGAGGGCCUGGCACAGAUGGAGUUUUUCCUGUUCCUCAGCACCUUAUUGCAGAAUUUAUCUGUGAUGGCCACUGUUGAUCCUGCAAAUCUCAGUCUUCUUCCAUGUGCAAGUUCUUUUAUAAAGGUUCCCCAGCAUUAUAAGAUACUGGUCAGUCCCCGUUAACAAAGACACUGAAGUGAACAAAUCAUAACUUUAUAUUCCCUUGUUCUAUACAGCAUUAAAGGUGUUUUCUUAAAAUGCCAGGUCAUGGUAUGAAAAUUGUAUUUGAAUCAACUAGAUGAGAGGCUUAGUACAAGUGUAAAGCGAAAAUCUGUUUUAACAAUUAGAUUCACAUUCUUUAGACAAAGAAGAAUUUGUUUACAUUGAUAAUUCAUCAUUUUUAGUGAUUGUGGUGGUGAUCUGAAUUGUAGGUUACUAGUGUGAGCGCUGAAGUCGAAAUCAACAACGGGAGUCUAAAACCAAUU